CGGGUUAGUUUGCGAAUCUCAACGAGGAGGGGUUUGACUCAAGAGAGGCAGGACUGCAGCCUGCUGUACGUUCAAGUCUGGCAGCUUGCAAUGAAAUAGUAGCGGAAUAAUAGCUGUAAAUAUCUGCAGAGAUCCUUGGCAGUGUUACCCCCAGCAAUAAGGUGUAGACGUCUGCGACGCGUACACACCACCCGCCAAGAUGGUGGCCCUUUCACUGAAGAUCUGCGUGCGGCAGUGCAACGUGGUGAAGACCAUGCAGUUCGAGCCCUCCACUGCCGUCUACGACGCCUGCCGGAUCAUCAGGGAGAGGGUUCCAGAAGCUCAGACAGGCCAGGCCUCAGACUAUGGACUGUUCCUCUCGGAUGAUGAUCCGAGGAAAGGAAUAUGGCUGGAAUCUGGGAGAACCCUUGAUUACUACAUGCUUCGGAAUGGGGACAUUCUGGAAUACAAGAAAAAGCAGAGGCCGCAGAAGAUUAAAAUGCUCGAUGGCGCCAUUAAAACCAUCAUGGUGGAUGACUCAAAAACCGUGGGAGAGCUGCUUGUGACCAUAUGCAGUAGAAUAGGCAUUACCAAUUAUGAGGAGUACUCCCUGAUCCAGGAGCUCCCUGAGGAGAAGAAGGAGGAGAGCACAGGGACCCUGAAGAAGGACCGGACUUUGCUGAGAGACGAGCGGAAGAUGGAGAAACUAAAGGCCAAACUUCACACGGACGAUGACUUGAACUGGUUAGACCACGGCCGGACCUUCCGGGAGCAGGGAGUGGAGGAGAGCGAGACACUGCUGCUCAGGCGCAAGUUCUUCUACUCAGACCAGAACGUGGACUCCCGUGACCCGGUCCAGCUCAACCUGCUCUACGUUCAGGCUCGAGACGACAUCCUCAAUGGCUCCCACCCAGUGUCUUUCGAUAAAGCCUGUGAAUUUGGAGGAAUUCAGGCCCAGAUCCAGUUUGGACCGCAUGUUGAACACAAACACAAACCAGGUUUCCUUGACUUGAAGGAAUUUCUGCCCAAAGAGUAUAUCAAGCAGAGGGGGGCAGAGAAGAAGAUAUUUCAGGACCACAGGAACUGUGGGGAAAUGAGUGAGAUCGAAGCCAAAGUGAAAUAUGUCAAACUGGCCCGGUCCCUGCGGACUUACGGCGUGUCUUUCUUCCUGGUGAAGGAAAAAAUGAAGAGUAAGAAUAAGCUAGUCCCACGAUUGCUGGGGAUUACCAAAGAGUCAGUCCUGCGUGUGGAUGAGAAGACCAAAGACGUGGUGCAGGAGUGGCCCCUGACCACAGUGAAGAGAUGGGCAGCCUCACCUAAGAGCUUCACGUUGGAUUUCGGAGAGUACCAGGAGAGCUACUACUCAGUCCAAACCACUGAGGGUGAACAGAUUUCACAGCUCAUUGCAGGAUACAUUGACAUUAUCCUUAAAAAGAAGCAGAGUAAAGACCGUUUUGGUUUGGAAGGUGAUGAAGAAUCAACAAUGCUGGAAGAAUCAGUCUCCCCAAAGAAAUCCACCAUCUUGCAGCAGCAGUUUAACCGUGUGGGUCGGGUGGAGCAUGGAUCCGUGGCUCUGCCAGCUGUAAUGCGUUCGGGCUCUGCUGGGCCAGAGAGCUUCAACAUGGGCUCCAUGCCCUCCGCCCAGCAGCAAGUCACCAUGGGACAGAUGCACAGGGGACACAUGCCCCCUCUGAGCUCUGCCCAGCAGGCUCUCAUGGGCACCAUCAACACAAGCAUGCAGGCUGUCCAACGAGCCCAGGCUGACCUUGGCCAAGUGGACAACCUGCCCCCAUUGGGACAGGACAUGGCAUCCAGGGUGUGGGUGCAGAACAAGGUGGACGAAUCCAAGCAUGAGAUCCACUCCCAGGUGGAUGCCAUCACCGCUGGAACCGCUUCCGUGGUCAACCUGACUGCAGGUGACCCCACGGACACAGACUACACCGCAGUCGGGUGCGCCAUCACCACCAUCUCCUCCAACCUGACGGAGAUGUCCAAGGGUGUGAAGCUGCUUGCGGCCCUGAUGGAGGAUGAGGUGGGCAGCGGGCAGGACCUGAUGAGGGCAGCCAGGACCCUGGCCGGGGCCGUGUCAGACCUGCUGAACGCCGUGGAGCCUGCUUCUGGAGAGCCUCGACAGACAGUGUUGACUGCAGCAGGCAGCAUUGGUCAAGCCAGCGGAGACCUGCUCCGCCAAAUUGGAGAGAACGAGACAGAUGAAAGGUUCCAGGAUAUCUUGAUGAACCUGGCCAAAGCAGUGGCCAACGCGGCAGCCAUGUUGGUUCUGAAGGCCAAGAACGUGGCCCAGGUGGCCGAGGACACGGUUCUGCAGAACAGAGUGAUCGCGGCAGCCACGCAGUGCGCCCUCUCCACCUCACAGCUGGUCGCCUGUGCCAAGGUGGUGAGUCCCACCAUCAGCUCGCCGGUGUGUCAGGAGCAGCUGGUGGAGGCGGGGAAGCUGGUGGACCGCUCGGUGGAGGGCUGUGUGAAGGCCUGCCACUCUGCCACCGAGGACGCCGAGCUGCUGAAGCAGGUGACGGCGGCCGCCAGCGUGGUGAGCCAGGCGCUCAAUGACCUCCUGCAGCACGUCCGCCAUUAUGCCAGCCGCGGGGAGCCCAUCGGCCGCUACGACCAGGCCACCGACACCAUCAUGACCGUCACCGAGAGCAUCUUCAGCUCCAUGGGCGAUGCUGGGGAGAUGGUCCGUCAGGCCAGGGUUCUGGCUCAGGCCACCUCCGACCUGGUGAACGCCAUGCGGUCCGACGCCGAGGCCGAGGUCGACGUGGACAACUCCAAGAAGCUGCUGGCUGCGGCCAAGCUGCUGGCCGACGCCACGGCCAGGAUGGUGGAGGCAGCCAAGGGGGCCGCAGCGUACCCAGAGAACGAGGACCAGCAGCAGAGACUGCGGGAGGCAGCGGAGGGUCUGCGUGUGGCCACCAACGCUGCAGCACAGAACGCCAUCAAGAAGAAACUGGUCAACAGGCUGGAGAACGCUGCGAAGCAGGCUGCCGCUGCAGCCACACAGACCAUCGCAGCGUCCCAGAAUGCAGCAGCCUCCAACAAGAACACCGCCGCUCACCAGCAGCUGGUGCAGAGCUGUAAGGCAGUGGCGGACCACAUCCCACAGCUGGUUCAGGGAGUCCGGGGCAGCCAGGCCCAUCCAGAGGAUCUUAGUGCCCAACUGGCCCUCAUUAUCGCCAGCCAGAGCUUCCUCCAGCCUGGCAGUAAAAUGGUGGCAACAGCGAAGUCUGCAGUUCCGACGGUGACUGACCAAGCAGCCGCCAUGCAGUUGGGCCAGUGUGCCAAGAACCUGGCGACCAGCCUGGCUGAGCUGCGGACUGCAGCCCAGAAGGCCAAUGAAGCAUGUGGCCCAAUGGAAAUAGACUCUGCCCUCACUGCUGUCCAAACACUCAAGAAUGAACUCCAGGAUGCUAAGAUGGCUGCUGUGGAUGGGCAGCUUAAACCUUUACCAGGAGAGUCGCUGGAGAAGUGUGCUCAGGACCUGGGGAGCACCUCCAAGGCUGUGGGUUCCUCUAUGGCUCAGCUGCUCACCUGUGCUGCGCAGGGAAACGAACACUAUACAGGCGUGGCUGCCAGGGAGACAGCCCAGGCACUGAAGACUCUGGCCCAGGCUGCUCGAGGCGUAGCUGCCUCCACCACUGAUCCUCAGUCUGCGGCAGCCAUGUUGGACUCUGCCCGGGACGUCAUGGAGGGCUCUUCCAUGCUCAUUCACGAGGCCAAGCAGGCCCUGGUCUCGCCAGGCGAUGCAGAGAGCCAGCAGAGACUAGCGCAGGUGGCCAAGGCGGUAUCUCACUCCCUGAACAACUGUGUGAACUGCCUACCUGGGCAGAAGGAUGUUGAUAUGGCUUUGAAGAGCAUUGGAGAGGCCAGCAAGAAGCUGCUGGUGGACACACUCCCGCCCUGUACGAAGUCCUUCCAGGAGGCCCAGAGCGACCUGAAUCAAACGGCCGCUGGCCUCAACCACUCCGCUGGGGAGGUGGUCCAUGCAUCCCGGGGCACCAGCAGCCAGCUGGCUGUCGCUUCCGGACAGUUCAGCGAGGACUUUGACGAGUUCCUGGAUGCAGGCAUAGAGAUGGCGGGACACACUCAGUGCAAGGAGGACCAGAUCCAGGUCAUUGGCAACCUAAAGAACAUCUCCAUGGCCUCCAGCAAGCUGCUACUUGCAGCCAAGUCUCUCUCAGUGGAUCCUGGAGCCGCCAAUGCCAAAAGCCUGCUGACUGCUGCAGCCAGAGCGGUGACGGAGAGCAUUAACCAGCUUAUCACACUGUGUACCCAGCAGGCUCCAGGCCAGAAGGAGUGUGACAAUGCUCUGCGUGAGCUCGAGGCGGUGAAGGGAAUGCUGGGUAACACCAGUGAGCCGGUCAGUGACCUUUCCUACUUCGACUGCAUUGAGAGCGUUAUGGAGAACUCCAAGGUUCUUGGAGAGUCCAUGGCUGGAAUCUCUCAAAACUGCAAGACUGGGGAUGUUCCAGCAUUUGGGGACUGUGUGGGCGUGGCCUCCAAGGCCCUUUGCGGGCUGACUGAGGCAGCAGGGCAGGCUUCCUACUUGGUGGGUGUGUCCGACCCGAACAGCCAGGCAGGGCACCAGGGGCUGGUGGACCCCAUUCAGUUUGCUCGGGCCAAUCAGGCCAUUCAGAUGGCCUGUCAGAACCUGGUGGAUCCAGCCAGCAGUCCGUCCCAGGUGCUGUCUGCGGCUACUAUCGUAGCCAAGCACACCUCCGCCUUGUGCAAUGCCUGCCGCCUGGCUUCCUCUAAAACCGCCAACCCAGUGGCCAAGAGACACUUUGUUCAGUCAGCUAAAGAGGUGGCCAACAGCACAGCCAACCUGGUCAAAACCAUAAAGGCUCUUGAUGGCGAUUUCUCGGAGGAGAACCGGGACAAGUGCCGUGUUGCCACUGCGCCUCUCAUCGAAGCCGUGGAGAACCUCACGGCCUUCGCCUCCAACCCAGAGUUCGCCAGCGUUCCUGCUCAGAUUAGUAACGAGGGCUCAGCUGCUCAGGAGCCCAUCUUGCGUUCCGCACGGUCCAUGUUGGACAGCUCCACACACCUGCUGAAGACAGCCCGCUCGCUCAUCAUCAACGCCAAGGACCCACCCACCUGGUCCAUCCUGGCUGGCCACUCCCGUACCGUUUCUGACUCCAUUAAGAGCCUCAUCACUGCCAUCAGGGACAAAGCUCCAGGACAGAGGGAGUGCGACUCCUCCAUCGACAACAUCAACAAAUGUAUCCGGGAUAUCGAGCAGGCCUCCCUGGCAGCUGUUAGCCAGAACCUUCCCACCAGGGAUGACAUUUCACUGGAGGCUUUGCAAGAUCAUUUGACAUCCGUAGUGCAGGAGAUCGGCCAUCUCAUUGACCCCAUCUCGACAGCAGCAAGGGGAGAGGCCGCCCAGCUGGGACACAAGGUGACCCAGCUUGCCGGCUACUUUGAACCCCUUAUCAUGGCAUCUGUGGGCUUGGCCUCCAAAUGCCUUGACCACCAGCAACAAAUGACCGUCAUGGACCAGACCAAGACGCUGGCUGAAUCUGCUCUGCAGAUGCUGUACGCUGCCAAAGAGGGAGGGGGCAACCCAAAGGCGGCCCAUACCCACGAGGCCAUCGCCGAGGCGGCCCAGCUGAUGAAGGAGGCGGUGGACGACAUCAUGGUGACGCUGAACGAGGCGGCCAGCGAAGUGGGCAUGGUGGGAGGGAUGGUGGACUCCAUCGCAGAGGCCAUGGGCAAGUUGGAUGAAGGAACACCCCCAGAACCAGAGGGCUCAUUUGUGGAUUAUCAGACAACAAUGGUGAAGUAUUCAAAGGCCAUCGCUGUCACCGCCCAAGAAAUGAUGACAAAGUCGGUGACCAGCCCAGAUGAACUGGGGGGUUUGGCUUCCCAAGUGACCACAGACUAUGGCCAGCUGGCCCUCCAGGGUCGUUUAGCAGCUGCCACAGCAGAACCAGAGGAGAUCGGCUUCCAGAUAAAGACCCGGGUGCAGGAGCUGGGACAUGGCUGCAUCUUCCUGGUCCAGAAGGCGGGGGCCUUACAGGUCAUCCCCACUGACAGUUAUACCAAGAGGGAGCUCAUCGAGUGUGCCCGGGCUGUCACGGAGAAGGUUUCCCUGGUGCUGUCGGCCCUACAGGCCGGGAACAAGGGCACGCAGGCCUGCAUCACGGCCGCCAGCGCUGUGUCCGGCAUCAUCGCUGACCUGGACACCACCAUCAUGUUCGCCUCGGCUGGUACACUCAACGCGGAGAACGACGAGUCCUUCGCCGACCACAGGGAGAACAUCCUGAAAACGGCCAAAGCCCUGGUGGAGGACACUAAGAUGCUGGUGUCUGGAGCUGCAUCCAGUCAGGAGAAACUGGCCCAGGCUGCUCAGUCAUCUGCGAAGACCAUCACCCAGCUGACCGACGUGGUCAAGCUCGGGGCCGCCAGCAUUGGAUCGGAUGACCCUGAAACGCAGGUGGUUCUGAUUAACGCUGUGAAGGAUGUUGCCAAGGCUCUGGCCGAGCUCAUAGGGGCCACCAAAGGUGCGGCAGGAAAGCCGGCUGAUGACCCCUCCAUGUACCAGCUGAAGAGCGCUGCCAAGGUCAUGGUGACGAAUGUGACGUCGCUCCUGAAGACGGUGAAGGCUGUGGAGGACGAGGCCACUCGCGGCACGAGGGCGCUGGAGGCCACCAUCGAGUGCAUCAAGCAGGAGCUGACGGUGUUCCAGUCCAAAGAUGUUCCGGAGAGUUCCACCACGCCAGAGGAGUUCAUCCGCAUGACAAAGGGCAUCACCACGGCGACGGCCAAAGCGGUGGCAGCGGGGAACUCUGCCCGGCAGGAAGACGUCAUCUCCACGGCCAACCUGAGCCGGAAGGCUAUCGCGGACAUGCUGACCACCUGCAAGCAAGCGGCCUAUCACCAGGAGGUGAAUGAAGACGUGCGGAGCCGAGCGCUGACUUAUGGGGCCGAGUGCACGACCGGCUACAUCCAGCUCCUGGAGCACGUGCUGCUGGUCCUUCAGAAGCCCACGCCGGAGCAGAAGCAGCAGCUGGCCGUGUUCUCCAAGCGCGUGGCGGGCGCCGUCACUGAGCUCAUCCAGGCGGCCGAGGCCAUGAAGGGCACAGAGUGGGUGGAUCCAGAAGACCCCACGGUGAUCGCUGAGACUGAGCUGCUGGGGGCCGCGGCGUCCAUCGAGGCUGCAGCCAAGAAGCUGGAGCAGCUGAAGCCCAGAGCCAAGCCCAAGCAGGCGGACGAGACCCUGGACUUUGAGGAGCAGAUUCUGGAGGCGGCCAAGUCCAUCGCCGCGGCGACCAGUGCCCUGGUGAAGUCAGCAUCUGCCGCACAGAGAGAGCUGGUGGCACAGGGCAAGGUGGGGUCAAUCCCUGCCAACGCUGUGGAUGACGGACAGUGGUCCCAGGGCCUCAUCUCUGCGGCGCGCAUGGUGGCAGCUGCUACCAGUAACCUGUGCGAGGCGGCGAACGCUUCAGUCCAGGGCCAUGCCAGCGAGGAGAAGCUCAUCUCCUCCGCCAAGCAGGUGGCUGCCUCCACCGCCCAGCUCCUGGUGGCCUGCAAGGUCAAAGCUGACCAGGACUCAGAGGCCAUGAGGAGACUGCAGGCUGCUGGGAACGCGGUGAAGCGGGCGUCGGAUAACCUGGUGAGGGCGGCGCAGAAGGCCGCCUUCGACAAGGCGGACGACGACAACGUGGUGGUGAAGACCAAAUUUGUGGGCGGCAUAGCUCAGAUCAUCGCUGCGCAGGAGGAAAUGCUCCGGAAGGAGAGAGAGCUGGAGGAGGCCAGGAAGAAGCUGGCGCAGAUCCGGCAGCAGCAGUACAAGUUCCUGCCCAGCGAGCUGAGAGAGGACGAGAACUGAGCCCGAAUCUGUCACCGGGAGAGGGCCAAGCGUGCGUGCGUCCGAGCGUACGUGCGUGUGUGCACUGCUAGCACCCAUGCUACACUCAUGCAGUGGGAUUAGUUACUCCCUAAACGAGCAUGCAAGCUCCUGAAAACUUGCGCUUAUACCUGAACACAAGUUCACACUUCUACACACCUUCUUUUGUACACAUCCCUACAUUUACAUAUGGCUUGCACACUACACGCGAACACGCACGUGCACACAUGGGUGCAGACGCACACAAAGUCAUGCACAGACGCACGCACAUACGCUCUGUUCAUCUCCUUUUUUUGUCAUUGUGGCUGAGGUGGGGAACUGCUACUUUUGGCCUGUUAUAGAGGCCUGUGUCUCAGCCUUAGUGUUCCAACAGCCUGAGCUCAGAAAGCAUCGGAAUCAAGUAUGGACAGGGUGUCCUGGCCUUAAAGAGCAUCCUUACAUGGUAGGGUAUCCCCAACUUAUCCCUGGGAAAUAAUCCCUGUCGAUACAAUGCAGAAUAUAAAACUAAUGAAUUCAGUAGCAAAAGAAUAUAGACUUAUUGCAUUUUAAAUUACAUUUUUCCUAUCCAAGCUGAGAAAAGCUUGUUUGACUGAGUACGUUUUGGUGUCUGGGCACAGACCCACAUACACUGAUAAUAUCUGACAUGUUACUUUUGUGCCACAUUAAUAGAAGGGAUAUGAAUUUAUGUCAUUUUCUGGAUUUAGUUAGGACUCUUGCAGUUAGUUUAAAGUCCUGGAUUUCUCUAUAGACCUGGAACUCACUCUGCUGUACUAAGCGCAGUGCAAAUCUGUGAUUGCAAAGUGCUGUUCCUUUGCUAGUUUGUGUGGAUAUUUCAAGAUGUAAUUACUGCACCACAAUCAGUAGCUUCAAAAAGGUACCACAUUAAACCUUGUGACUCUCUUUAUUUCUAUUUGUUAAAACACAUUGCAGACCACAAACGCAUCUCUGUGCAUUGGAGGGAACUGUAUUAUCAUCUACCUAUAAGCUUGAGCCAUUUCAGUGGGCUCGUUACUAUUAACGACGUAUAAUCACUUUUUGUCUGGAUGUUGAACCCCUGUGAAUGUUUAGCUUUCUUAGUCGUUAUGGGUUGAAACAUUAAUUCACUGUAUUUCACUGGAGGAACCAAAAUUUUGCAAAGCUCUUGGGCUUUGAGCACAUUUUUCCACAAAACAUCUGCUCUCUGUCGUAUUUUCACAGUACCUUGACAGUCCUAAUGAUGCUCUCACGGUGUGUCCUAGACUAAUUUUUUAUUUUCCACAACCUGCUGCCUGCAUUGAGCCAUAUAUUAUGUGCGGUUUUGACCAAUCUGCACAAUGCAGCAUAGCGACUGGGACAAUAAAUGUGUAACAGUGACUUAUUGGGGUUGCAGGUGUUGGUCUAAGGCUUUUAGACCCUGUAGGAAAGGACACAAAAAGCCUUGCUCCCUGUUGCCUCACGCUCUACUAGCACUGCAUAUCGAGAAGGCUAAAACUUCUGCAGUUCAUUAUGAAUGAAUGCAAAUAAUAUAGGAGGCAAGAAAACUACAGAAUGUGUCCUGUGAAAUACUUAGCUUUGCCAUGCCUGGUGAAAAUGAACGUCUCUCUAAUGAGGGGAAAACGAGACCAAGUUGUAGCUUCAGAAUAUACCCUAGUCUGCCCCCCCUCCCCCACUAAAUCAUGAAUAAAAGCAAAAAUACAAAUAACAAUUCAGGAUUUCACAACACUGCUUCACAGUGCCCAUGUCCAUGAAUUUAAAGGGCUGCAAAUGGCUCAUCUUCAAAAUCUCUAUUUACUUCUUUUUUUUUUAAUGAUCUGUAUAUUUAAUUGUUCCCAUACAAUAAUAGUAAGUGUAAUUGAAUAGUGUACCUACAAAAGCUGGCUCAUUUUACCUAUGAUUUCAUUUGAACCUCUUAAUUUGGUGUGUGCACAGAUAUUGACUGCGAACAUGUUAUUUUAAUUCUGUUAGCAGUGACAUGCAGAUUUUCUGCAUCAUUGUGGCAAAUCUAGAAUGCCAACUGGUGCUUGUUGGACUGAUAUUCCUUCUAGAAGUGAAUGGGUAGACUAUGCGACUUGCAUUUUGCUUCCAUGCUCAUUGGCUUUUCCUCCAUCUCCAUUAAAGGUACUAAAUUGACUUUUGAGAGUCAACAUUGAUAAACAGUGCUAGCAACUCAAUGGAAGGGCUAGCCUGAGUCCUACUCUCCUACAUGACUUGACAUAAUGAAUGCCUGUGCAUUUGCGUGCCUUCAUGUCCAGUAAAGGGAAUAGCCAUUAAUAGCAGCUUUUGGUGGCAGGCUCUACCUGUUAAAUGGAAAUAUUUCCAGGUCUGGGGUCGAGUAAUUGCGUAAGUGAGGAGACAAGUUGACGGCCUUGUUUACAGCUCGUAGGCUGCCUCAGCAGUGCACUAUCAAAGUUCAUGUGACAUAAGGCUAUGUGUCUCCUGUUCAUAAGCUUUCAUGGACUAAUACAUGGAUGACACCUCUUACGUUGAGCAUUGCAGAUGCUGUAGGAUGCACUGAUGUUUUUUUGUUUCUUUUAAACUGACACUCUGCGCACACACAGUGAAUAUUACCAUCUGUUUGGAGCUACCCUGUCUAUGCUUUUUCAUAUGUUGUGUGUUGAGAGCGUGUGUAUGUAUCCAACCUUUUGAUGAUUAAGCUUAUUAUCUCUACGCAGUGAGACUAUUGGCUUUAUUACACUUGGUCUAUUUUUUUGGAACACAUUUGUCUGUGUCCAUGUAACCUCCCACCUUCACCAUCUCAGUUUUUGGUCCAAUCUGGUCUGUGUAGAAUAUUAGUGCCUUAGUCUUUUGCCCACUGAGCAUCCGGUCUGAAGUAAUUUGCCCCUCUCCACAAUGGGGUAAAUGUAUCCAUGUCUCUUUUCUCGCAUACGAUACCUCUAUUUUCAUCUAAAAACUCCAAUGUUUCCAAGUCAUUCUGUUAGAAUUACCUGGUGGGUGCGUCUAUGGCCCUCUGCUAUACAUGUACCAUGGCCUGGUGGGCACAAUCAUGCUUCUGUACUUUGCUUGUAGCAUUGCCUUGUGGGUAUCCCCAUGGUCCUUUAAUUCACAUGUCGCAUUGCCCUAAUGGGCAGUGAUGUAUCAUUCAGUUAAGACAUGGUGUAUAAAAACGACUAUAUGAAACACAUUUUGUACUGCAUUCCAUGAGCCUGUGCCAAGAUGCUAUUGAACUAAUGACAGAUCAGAUGUUAUUCUGUCUCAGAAUUAAUGUAUGUUAAACGUAUAUCUCAGAGAUGGGACUGAUUGAUUUUAUCAGUUUUCUUUAAGCCACUAUGAAUGGAGAUUUUUUUCUAAAUGAUAAAUAAUGAAGAUUAAAGUCUGUUGUUGACACUGUUUAGUGUGAUGUAUUGCGGAAAAAAAAAUGUGUACCUUUGUUUGAAUUGAAAUGUGUGUUUUCCCUUAACAGACUAAAGUAGUUAGGUGAGAAUGAUACAGUUACAGACAUGAAGUGAAGCUGUAUGUAUGCUAUUUAUCUAGCCACUCAAAUGCACAUACAAGCAAGAAUAAAAAAUAUUUUUUGUAUUCACUGAAAAUAAAGGAUUUCA
Conger conger (European conger) is the source of this 11385-nucleotide messenger RNA. Its product is annotated as talin-2. The record is from RefSeq and is a predicted model, not a curated record. Gene Ontology annotation, biological process: cell-cell adhesion. The transcript is spliced from 58 exons. Lineage: Eukaryota; Metazoa; Chordata; Actinopteri; Anguilliformes; Congridae. Gene Ontology annotation, cellular component: plasma membrane; cytoskeleton; ruffle. Bases 200 to 7828 code for a protein of 2542 amino acids. Gene Ontology annotation, molecular function: actin filament binding; structural constituent of cytoskeleton; integrin binding.